Molecule: messenger RNA, 222 nt
Organism: Pleurotus ostreatus (oyster mushroom)
Lineage: Eukaryota; Fungi; Basidiomycota; Agaricomycetes; Agaricales; Pleurotaceae
Gene: HUB1
Product: ubiquitin-like modifier hub1
Exons: 4
Coding region: 1-222 (73 amino acids)
Biological process (GO): mRNA splicing, via spliceosome; protein modification process
Cellular component (GO): cytoplasm; nucleus
Molecular function (GO): protein tag activity; protein binding
Source: RefSeq, a predicted model, not a curated record
AUGGCCCUCAUCGAGGUGAUUGCGAAUGACCGUCUGGGACGCAAAGUUCGAGUAAAGUGCAGCCCCGACGACACGGUGGGCGACUUGAAGAAGCUUAUUGCCGCGCAGACGGGUACGGACUGGACGAAGAUCCAGCUGAAGAAAUGGUAUACGAUCUACAAAGAUCAUAUCACUCUGGGCGACUAUGAGAUUAAUGAUGGUAUGAGCCUGGAGAUGUACUGA